UCCUCUCAGAACAACCUCGGAUAUCAAAAGGAAUACUUUUAUACACAAGAAAACAACCACAGAAAAUUCACCCGAGAAUACGGACGUAAUUGUUUUGAGUUUUGUAUUCUAAAAUUAUUCAUUGCUCGGCCUACUCGUUUUUUUUAUUUCUCUAAUUACUUUCAUUUUGGGAUAAACCCCAACUAAGCUAAGGAGAACAAAAGAACAUACAACUAUUUUAAGAAGAAAUCUACUUGUGAAUUAAAAUAAUUAUAAAACCAGUUUCUAUAGGAGCAGGUGACACCGACACCCAGGGGUUUAUUUGCCUGUUCCACAGCCUAUGUGCUUGUGUUUAACAUUUGACGCCCGCCGCCCUCCUACUAUGGUGAUAAUGGAAGUCCCCAGCAUCGAUGCCAUGUCCCUCCGCGGGCUGCUGGAGGGGGACGACCCGGGCUGUCUGGUCCUGGACUGCCGCUCAUUCUUCUCCUUCAACUCCUCUCACAUCCCCGGGUCCAUCAACGUCCGCUUCAGUACUAUAGUCCGCCGGAGGGCCAGAGGGGGGCUGGGGGUGGGACACAUUGUGCCCAACGAGGACACGCGGAACCGGCUCCUCUCCGGGGAGUAUCAGUCGGUAGUGUUUCUGGAUGAUCGGAGUUUAGACUUCGGACAAGUGAAGAAGGACGGGACUCUAAUGCUCGCGGUGACAGCUCUGUGCCGAGGCCCGUGUGGAGCCCGUGUCUUCUUUCUCACAGGUGGUUUUGACACGUUCUCCUCGGAGUAUCCAGAGAUGUGUACCAAGCCGUCAGCUCCACAGGGACUCAGUCUGCCCCUCAGCGCCCGUCCAGACAGCGCCGAGCCCGGCUGCAGUCCAUGCAGUACACCGCUCUAUGACCAGGGGGGUCCAGUGGAGAUCCUUCCCUUCCUCUACCUGGGCAGUGCCUACCAUGCCUCCAGGAAGGACAUGAUAGACAUGCUGGGUAUCACUGCUCUCAUCAACGUAUCAGCUAACUGCCCCAACCACUUUGAAGAGUCCUUCCAGUACAAGAGUAUCCCCGUAGAGGACAACCACAAGGCUGAUAUCUCCUCCUGGUUCAAUGAGGCGAUAGAGUUUAUCGACUCCAUCCGUAAUAAAGGCGGUCGUGUGUUUGUCCACUGCCAAGCCGGCAUCUCCCGCUCCGCCACCAUCUGUCUGGCCUACCUGAUGAGGACCAACCGCGUGAAGCUGGACGAGGCCUUUGAGUUCGUCAAGCAACGCCGCAGCAUCAUCAGUCCUAACUUCAGCUUCAUGGGCCAACUGCUACGGUUUGAGUCCCAGCUCCUGGCUACUUCAUCCUGCUCGUCGGAAGCCGGGAGUCCUGCCCUGGGGAAGAGCAGUACGGUCUUUAACUUCCCCGUGUCUAUCCCCGUCCACGGCUCUGCUGGACACGGACAGCUCUCCUUCCUCCACAGCCCCAUCACCACCUCACCAAGCUGCUAGGGGGAAUAGUAGGAUCAGAUGGAGGGCUGUCGGUCUUAGCCUGGACUUGAACUGAACUGUCACUAUUGGUGUCGAGUCGUUGUGCCUGUACUGUAACAAUAUUAGUCGUGACAGGGUCAUUGACAAUGUACUGUCAGUGUCGCUCAACUACAGGUGAUUAAUCAUUGAGUUUUGAAUAGACAUUGAGCUCUAGAACUGAUGGAAUCCCCGUUGUUGCCCUUCCUGGUGUAAAGGUCAUAAAGAAGUGAUCCUGGCAUCACAGGACAAAAUGGCUCACUUUUGGAGAGACAAACCAAGUGGCCUAGUUUAUGGGUUCAAUCCACAGAUCUGCCCUAUCGACGUGAAAGGAGUUUCUCUCGCUACCAGUAUGGCAGUAUGGUUAUCGCAUCAUCCUCUUCUGAAGGUGAAUGAUACCCACAGAUCUGCCUAGAACACCUCAACUUAUAGGAAGAGACAGAGAGGUCAAUGGCUGAAGGAGACUGGGGAAAAGGGUCAAUUCUUUAAAGGAAGUUUAGAAGUAUUUUAAUGGGAUGAAGAGAAGAAGUUGUAGUCAAAGAAUCGUUGUCAAAGAUGCAAAGUUAUUUAACGAGACGGGCAGCUUUUGAUAAUCACAUGUUUUUGUUGUUGACCUGACACAACUCUUAACAAAAUGGGCAAGUAAACCCUCCCUUGGUCACUCACAGACAGUUGUCAUAUUUAUUGCUACCAACUAGACUCUCAGGAAUCAUGAAUUACUUUCAAUGUCCCACAGCUUUGUUCACACAGAGACAAACUGUCUUCCUGAGGGAAUCCCGCUAAUGCCUCGGCAAACGACACAGGAUAAAUCACUCCUCAGGCUCUUUAUUGUUGACAAACAAUUAAUGUAUCUCUGAUCUCUGGCCAACCGGCCGGCUCGGAAAGUCAGGUUUAGUUUAAAGUGGACUGGAAAGUCCCCAUUCAAAUGCAAAUGUAUGCCUUUUAUAAAAUACCAUGAGACCCUGAAAAACCUGACAAUAUUGCAGGAAACAGCCAACCAACCAUCAGAUACCUCUGACACACCACUAUGCCUCUGAAGUGCUAGCAGCUGUUAGCUAACGCUAGCUCUGUUAGCAUCAUGCUAAUUCUGUUAGCGUCAUGUACUGUUAGCAGCUGCAAGCUCUGUUAGCAUUAUUGGCCUGCUAGCUCUGUUAACAUCAUGUACUGUUAUUAGCAGCUAGCUCUGUUAGCAUUAUUAGCAUGCUAAUUAUGUUAGCAAUUUGUACUAUUAACAGCCCUGGGAGAGUCAGAACCCCUAAAGCACUAAGACGGGGAUCAGACUCACCAGAGACUGCUGUCUGUCUGAUUACCUAUGUGAUAUUUAUUGAUCUAAAGUAAUAUAUUUCUUACAUCUAUUUUUGCAAAUGUUUGUUAGUUGUUUUUGAUACCUCUGAAUAAAUCCAAUUAGUCUUUUCUACUUCAUUGCUGAACUGU
Oncorhynchus gorbuscha (pink salmon) is the source of this 2905-nucleotide messenger RNA. Its product is annotated as dual specificity protein phosphatase 1-like. Gene Ontology annotation, molecular function: MAP kinase tyrosine/serine/threonine phosphatase activity; protein tyrosine/threonine phosphatase activity. The record is from RefSeq and is a predicted model, not a curated record. The transcript is spliced from 4 exons. Gene Ontology annotation, cellular component: cytoplasm; nucleus. Bases 320 to 1456 code for a protein of 378 amino acids. NCBI's taxonomy places the organism in Eukaryota, Metazoa, Chordata, Actinopteri, Salmoniformes, Salmonidae. Gene Ontology annotation, biological process: negative regulation of p38MAPK cascade; endoderm formation; protein dephosphorylation.